Messenger RNA from Penicillium canescens, 832 nucleotides. RefSeq lists its product as uncharacterized. Bases 59 to 805 code for a protein of 248 amino acids. The transcript has 2 exons. The record is from RefSeq and is a predicted model, not a curated record. NCBI's taxonomy places the organism in Eukaryota, Fungi, Ascomycota, Eurotiomycetes, Eurotiales, Aspergillaceae.
UAUCAUCUUCCAUCUUCAUCUUUCAUCUACCUCAUUCAACUCAACCACCUCAACCAAAAUGUCUUACGGAAACCAGGAAUACGGCGGCGGCGGCUCAGGCGGUAGCAACUACUACGACCAGAGCCAAGAUUUCUCCGACCGCAACGAAUCCCACGGAAACCAGGGCUACGGUGGUUCCAGCGGUGGCUACGGCGGAAACCAAAACUACGGUGGAAACCAGGGUGGCUACAGCAACCAAGGCAGCAGCUCCGGCUACGGCGAACAAACCCAAUCCCACCACAACCGCCGCAACAGCAACAACGGUGACGACUUCAGCAGCGCGGCGCAACACGCACAGGAACACCACGACAGCGGUGCAUCCGGGUCUCUCUUCAACUCCGCAUUGGACUUCAUCAAGGAGCGGAAGAGUCAGUAUAAUGAUUCUGAGGUUGAUGAGGAGCAUGCUGUGAAAUCGCACCAGGCUAUGUAUGGCUCUGGAUCUGGAUCUAGUUCUGGACAGCAUGAUAGCCAGACUCUUGGUGCGGGCGCUGCUAUGCAGGCUUUGAAGAUGUUUACUGGUGGUUCGAGUUCCGGGUCUGAUGGCGGUAUGGAUAAGAAUAAGUUGAUUGGGCUUGCUAUGGCUCAGGCUGGGAAAUUGUGGGAGGAGAAGAAUAGUUCUGGGAAUGUGUCUGGUGAUAAGCAGUCUGCUGUUAACAAUGCUGCCGAGAUGGCUCUUAAGAUGUACAUGAAGAGUCAGGGUGGUGGUAUUGGUGGUACUGGUGGUCCCAGUGGGUUGAUGGGUUUGGCCAGCAAGUUCCUCUCCUAAGGGAUGUAUGCUUAGCAUAGCUUGAUU